GCGAGCUCCGUGAGUUAUAAAAGGGGUGAUGCAACGCGCUUCCAGCCACAGUCGCACUCGGCGAGUUGCGCUCCGAACUGCGCAGUCCCGGCGGAGCGGAUCGGCCAGCCCGCGCAGCGGCCGGGAGUCCUUGGUGCUCGCCGUCUGGCGGGACAGACCUACCCCUGGCCACCGGCUGGAGCCUGGCCGCCCGGAGCGGACCCUGGAGCAAAAUGAUGCUUCAACACCCAGGCCAGGUUCCUGCCUCAGAAGUCAGCGCAUCUGCCAUCGUCCCCUGCCUGUCCCCUCCUGGGUCACUGGUGUUUGAGGAUUUUGCUAACCUGACCCCCUUUGUCAAGGAAGAGCUGAGGUUUGCCAUUCAGAACAAACACCUCUGCCAUCGAAUGUCAUCUGCAUUGGAGACUGUCACCAUCAACAGCAGACCCCUGGAGAUGUCAGUCACAAAAGCUGAGGUGGCCCCUGAAGACGAUGAAAGGAAGAAGAGACGGCGGGAAAGAAACAAGAUUGCAGCUGCCAAGUGCCGAAACAAGAAAAAGGAGAAGACGGAGUGUCUUCAGAAAGAGUCAGAGAAGCUGGAGAGUGUGAAUGCCGAGCUGAAGGCCCAGAUCGAGGAGCUGAAGAAUGAGAAACAGCAUUUGAUAUAUAUGCUCAACCUGCACCGGCCCACGUGUAUCGUCCGAGCGCAGAACGGGCGGACUCCAGAAGAUGAGAGGAAUCUCUUUAUCCAACAGAUAAAGGAAGGAACGUUGCAGAGCUAAGCAGCCGUGGCAUGGGGGCAACUGGGGAGUCCUCAUCGAAUCCUCCUUUUCCACACAAAAUCCUGAAGCCAUUGGAAAGCUGACUUCCUGUGCAUCUCAGCAGCCGAGAACCAUCAAGGCAGGGGGCCCUGUGGUGACUCCACUGGGUUGUCCCACUCUGUCCAAGCAAACCAUGGACCAGGGCAAGAGCAUCCUUUGUCUCACUAAUUUGAGGACUUAGGCCUUAUAAAUCCUGGCCAUUCUCAGAUGAUCUAGAUGGCCCCUGGCUGGGGACCUGCUCACAGUUCAUCUGGGUCCCCAUGCAAAGCAGGAUGCCUGCCUCUGGGAUUGGUGCAGAAAUGUCUGUACCUUAGUGGGUGGGGUGGGACCGUGUCCUCCACUGGUGCUGCCACUAGGGGACAUGGAGUAAGAGGGCCAUUUAUCGAGGUUGCAAAAUGGCCAGGGUGUGCUUUCUAGCAAGUCUGCUGUUACAUCCCAGAAUGACUGCCCUAGCCAUUUGUUUCAGAACUAGGCGUUGAGCGAUUUUGAUGUUUGUUUUGUACAACACUGGUGUGACUUUUCUGAGUGUUUCUUCAGACCUUGUUUCUGAGAGUUUGGGGUCUGUGUCCUGGGCAGUGUCCCAUAAAAGUGUUUGGGAGGCCAGGUGAACUUACCAGGCCCAGGGGAGCAAAAUCAGGCUGUUGACAGAGGACGCCUCCUUUCCCUGAGUGCCCGCUGCUAAGGAAGAAUCUGUGGACAUGACAGCAGGUCCUCGGUUGCAACCAUUACAAUGUCACAGGAAGAAAGCACAAAGAAAGUCUAACAACUUCCAAAGGGUUAGGACUCUCCAGUGACAGGGCAGGAGCUAUUUCUAGGCCAGAAGAGCCAGACAAAUACUCCGUUUUCCUUUCUUCGUGGUCAGAAACCACAGUCCGUGCAGAUGGGUGUCUGAAGCCAGGUGGUGCCCGGUUUCUGCAUUUUGGGAUGUUAAAGGCACUGAUUUUGUCUUGUAGCUAUUUUGAUGAGAGAUCUGGCCAGAGCAUCUCAGCUGGGAGACCCCUCCCACUGGCCACCAGGACUCUGACUACUGUUAAAAUUCUGAUGUUUCUGUGAAAUCUUGAGUGUUUAAUACCACUUGAUAGUAUCAUUACAAUUUUCUGUAAGAGAAAAUAUUACUUAUUUAUCCCAGUAUUCCCAGCCUGUCAAUAUAAUAAAUAUCAGAACCAAGACAUGUAAAGUAA
This is a messenger RNA of Nannospalax galili (Upper Galilee mountains blind mole rat), 1978 nucleotides long. RefSeq names its product activating transcription factor 3 (gene Atf3). The transcript is spliced from 4 exons. The record is from RefSeq and is a predicted model, not a curated record. Bases 213 to 758 code for a protein of 181 amino acids. Gene Ontology annotation, molecular function: RNA polymerase II cis-regulatory region sequence-specific DNA binding; DNA-binding transcription factor activity, RNA polymerase II-specific. NCBI's taxonomy places the organism in Eukaryota, Metazoa, Chordata, Mammalia, Rodentia, Spalacidae. Gene Ontology annotation, cellular component: nucleus. Gene Ontology annotation, biological process: regulation of transcription by RNA polymerase II.